UUCAUUUUAGAGGCCAAUAUUAAUGGGAAGAAUGAUAUAUAUUUUAUUUAACACGAUAAAAUAAAAUAUAAUUGAAACAGUCCAGAAAAUACAACUUUCGAGACCGAUUGUACACUUUUGGACUUAAAGGGAUGACCUCCCACAUUAGUGGGGGCCACCCCACGAAAUUAUUCAGCAAAGUAGACAAAGGGACGGCUGUAUAAUGGUAGGAAAGAGAUAAGAAGUUGGCUUGAAGUGAUGAGCAUCAAUGAGAGACAUAUGUGGACCCUUUUCCUUAAUAUUAUGGGUGGAAUGAGCCAAAAGGACAUCAAUCUCUCUCCCCUCAAUCACCCACUCGGCCAGCACCAUCAAGAGAGUGAGAAGAACCUCUCUAAAAAUACCUCCAUAGCCAUGAACCGAGCUCAAGGAGGAAGAAGGCUCAAGGAAGAAGAAAAGCUUGGAAAAAAAGAGAAAAACUUAGUAAAACCAAGGAAUUUUACCAAGGUAUUCUAGACUUCUCGAGGAAUCUAGGAGUGGCCGGAAAUUCGCUGGAGCCGCCGGAGUUUCGCCGGAAAAUUCCAAAAGUUACCGGAGUUCAAACAAAGAGGAUAAAAGCUUGCUAGCGUCAUUUCAAGGUGAGUGGACGACUACGUGUCUUGUAACUCUUGAGUCAAACGUGGGAUUACCUAAAUAAAAUCAUAAUCAUUAUUUGAGAAAUGAUUAAAUGGAUUAAAAUGCAUGAUUAGUCAUAGUGAAUAUGAAUUAUGAAAAUAUUAUAUGGUUAAUGAAUAAAAGAUUUAUUUGUGGAUUAACCAUGAAUAUGUUAUUGUCAAAUGUAUAACAAUGCAUACAUGAACUAUGUAUGAGACAACUAGAGUAAUCUAGUGUAUGAAUAUGUAAAGAAAUGUUUAAAAGUGUUUAAACAUGUGAUUAACUAUAUUGAUGAUAAGUUAUGCGAAAAUGACAUGAUUAAUGAGUAAUUGAAUCAUUAAUACUUUUGAUGAAGGAUAAUCAUGAAUGAUUAAUUUGGAAAUUAACCAAGGAAAUUCAAGAUGGUAUUCUUGAAGGAUUCAAGUUUUUAAUCAUGCAAGCCAUUAAAGUGAAUUUAGUUUAUGAGAAAUAAACUAAGGUAAAAAAUACAAGGUAUGAUUAAUUAAUAUAAAUGAUUUUGUUGGCUCAUUUGAGAAAUGACCAAAGUAACUCAAGUAAUAUUCUUGUAACUAUUUUAGAAAUGCUUAAGAGUGCAUGUUACUAAAAUGAUCUAGUUGUGAGGGAUAAACUAGAAUAAAAUGUAUAAAUGAUUAAUAAGUAUGAAAUACUUAUUAAUAGUUGUGAGACUAUAAUAUUCUAAUUGAAUGAUGAAUCACGAAUGGCUCAUCUCAUGAGGUGAUUAAAGGAAAUGCAAGGUGGUAUCCUUGUGAAGAAUUAAAGGUGCUUAAGCAUGCAAGUUAUGAAAGCAAACUAGUUUAUGAGAUAAAAGUAUUAUACAUGAAAAUGAUUGGAAAUAUUUAUAUAAAAUAUAAGAUAUGUUCGAAUGGCCAAAAUAGCAUUUAUUGAUUGUAUUGGACAUAAUACAUAUUGUGUAAAAAUUUCGGGCCAAACGGAGCACGUUUCGGGGGUCAACUCAGAGGUCAACGGGCCGUUGACCCAAAACUUCGAACAUACUGGGCGCCGGGUAUAGGGCAUACCCGGGGCCGGGUAAGCUGCUGCCUCCAAUUUUCGUUUUCGCCGAAAACGCGAAUCGGAGCCUGGUUCGACGUGGGAUUAAUUCUAGCCAUCCUAUAUAUGAAUAUUUUGCAUGGAAUUGCAUGAACUAUGAUGUUUAAAAUGCUAAGGCUUGUAAUACGGAUUAAACGCUAAGACUUGGACUAGUCGUUAGUGAAUAAAUUAUAGACCACGACUGGGCGAGGUACGUGGUAGAUUAUACAUGGCGGGUGAAUACCCGGGACCAAGUAAGGUUAUAUAAUACUCUGUAGGACCAGGAGGAGUCCUCUACACGCAAACUUUAACAAGGGUAAAUGCAGUCCUUGAGGUGUGUUUAACCUCCAUCAAAUUGCAUAUAGGUAACAAGGGCAAAUGCAGUCCUUGAGGUGUGUUUAACCUCCAUCAAAUUGCAUAUAGGUAACAAGGGCAAAUGCAGUCCUUGAGGUGUGUUUAACCUCCAUCAAAGUGCAUAUAGGUAACAAGGGCAAAUGCAGUCCUUGAGGUGUGUUUAACCUCCAUCAAAUUGCAUAUAGGUAACAAGGGCAAAUGCAGUCCUUGAGUUGUGUUUAACCUCCAUCAAAUUGCAUAUAGGUAACAAGGGCAAAUGCAGUCCUUGAGGUGCGUUAACCUCCAUCAAAGUGCAUAUAGGUAACAAGGGCCCGUGUAGUCUUUGAGGUGUGUUUAACCUCCAUCAAAUUACACAUAGGUAACAAGGGCCCGUGUAGUCCUUGAGGUGUGUUAACCUCCAGUAAAUUACACAUAGGAUGAGGGUGUAUGCGUACUCCUCAAGGCGGGGUUAUCCCGGAAAUGAAAACUAUGAUAGCAAGGACGAAUAGUCCUCGAGGUAGGUGAACCUCGAAGUAAUGAUUUUAAAUGAUUAAACGUGCUUGAUCGGGAACGAGUUUCCGAUAGGAUAUUUUCCUUGGUCUAGGAAUUGAUUUAAACCACAUCCGUGAUAUGGGAGUCUGAAUGGCCCCACAGUAAUUAUAUAUUGAUAUCGAGUGAGUUAGCCUGCGGGUGACUCCACUCGAGGGUAAGAUACGGGAAGGGUGAAUUUAAUGAGGCUGUCACGCCUAAAUGAUUUGAAGAACAAAUGGGCCUACGGGCCAGAUAUUUUACUCAUAUGUAUAUAUGUAUACGUUUUGUUUUGAAAAGGGGUAGCUAAGAGUUAUGCCCAUAAUUAUACUAUCACCCUAUUUUGAGGGUCUCACAUGAGAAACGUUAGUUACAUUACAUACAGUUUGCCCUCACCAGUACUUUUCUGUAGUACCGAUCCCUCGGGGGAACCACCCUUUCAGGUUGAAGCUAGAGCUUACCUCCUGCACCCGUUGCUCGAGAGAUCGAUGGAGAGAAGACGUGGUUCGUGCUUCCUCUCGUUCUAUUUUUAAAUAAUUAAAAAAAUGCUCAUGGAACUAUUUUGACUUAUAAAUUAAUGAAGCCUGCGAGCUCUUGUUUUACCCUUGUGUGGGUUCUUAUUAAACACUUAUAUUCCGCUAUGUGUUUAAUUGUAUGUUGAUGUUGUUAUGUAUGUUUACUAAUCGGUUUUGGCAUAUGUAUCUAUCGGACGUCUUGUGCAAUUCGGUAAGGAUGAACUGCGGUUAUUUUUAUUGGGUUGUACGACGGUUGUCCACGUGGCACAGACGCGGUCUGGGGCGUGACAAUACCGAUUUAGAAGCUGUUCUCUUCGCCUGAUCUGAAUGUUUCUGAUCUGAAUUUUUUAAGUUCUGAUCUGAUCUGAUUUUUAACGACAAGAUCAAGCGAGUUGUUGCUGCGGAAGCGAAUAAGGACUUUGUGGAUAUACUUUUCAGUUUUCUCACCCUUCCAAUGGGAACCAUUAUCAGGCUCACCAGCAGCUCUGCUCAGCUAGCAGAAACACCUAUAAGCAUUGGAUGCAUGAACAAGAUAUACCAAAGUUUUCAAAAUCUAGAUAGUGAGUAUUGGCAGACAGAACACUGUAAGAGCAUGCUUCUGAAUCCAAGAAAUAUCUUUGUCAGCUACUGCAAGAAGUUGAAGAUUAAUAUUGAUGAUUCAGGGUCUGAAAUCACAUAGGGCUGUUCCAGGGAGGGUUGCUCACAUUAUAGCAUGUACCAAAAUGUUAGUUGCCGUUGUGAAGAGGGGAGGACCACCAAAGAAAGGGAGUCGGUCGAAAAGAAUGUCUCAAGUCAAGAGGGGGUCUUUUUGAAGGGAGGAAUAGUGUUCAUAAUCAGUGAUGAUUUACAGGUUAGGCCUGCCACUCCAUCUGUUCUUGCUCAACUUAUGCCUGACAUCAGUUCAAGAGAAGGGAGUAAAAUCAGAGAGAUGCAUGUAAAAGUUUCCAUGGCUGAGGUUAUCUGCUUGUUUGCACGCUCACUGAUCUCUCAGUCUCCUUUAAGUGACGUUUUUCUCUCUAAACUUUCUGGAUAUGGAAUGGUGGGAAUCCAGAGGAAACCGUCAAAACUUGGGACUUCUUUUUCAUCCCCAACUGCCGCCGCAGUAGACACGGCUAAGGAGAAAGUUCCUACUCUGGAUCUUAAAGUGACGUGUAUUAAGUCGACAAACAAGAUAUUGUUUGGUGAAGCAACAGAUGAGUUCUUUGAUUUCCUUUGCAGCUUCCUGACAACUCCUGUUGGAGCAAUGAUACGGGUUUUGGAAAGGCAGUCGGGGUUGAAAUGCUUGGAUAACCUGUACACAAGUGUGCUGGAGUUGGAGCAGAAAUGGUUUCAUUCGUCCGACAAGUGUGGAUUACUCAACCCACAUAUUGCGGAACAUCAUGAGUGCAAGAAGCAGCCGCUCAGAUUUGCUUUUGGCAGAAGAUCUUAUUAUGGGCCUAAUAACCCUAAGGGCGGGUUUUCUUCUAAUUUUGCUGUGGAACCAUCUGUGUUCUUGGUUUCGGAUGAUUUUGAAGUGAAGCCACUUUCUGUUGCCUCCUGUUUCCUCUUACUAAAUGAAUUACAAAUUCCUUUUGAUCAGACUGAAGAGAAACGGGUUACUGUGGGUAUGAAAGAGGCGAUGAGCUUACUGAAGGCUGCUCUCACAUCACCAUCAUCUGCUCUUACAAAUGGCUUGGGCCCCUUCUUGCUGAAGCGCGAACCCUAGCCCCACCAUUUAUAAAUGCCUCUAUGAAAAUCUGAGGGAGAGCUUCAAGCGUUGAAAGUUCAGUUAUAUUUAUCCAGUAUCCUCAUGAUCCCAAGAAUGUUUUUUUGCUCUCGGUAUCCUUUUUGUACUUUGAACUCAACUAUGGUGUACGGAGUAUUAUUCUCUAAUUAAAACUCCUCUUUGUUUCUUAA
This is a messenger RNA of Cuscuta epithymum, 4949 nucleotides long. The record is from the annotation of a GenBank genome assembly. Lineage: Eukaryota; Viridiplantae; Streptophyta; Magnoliopsida; Solanales; Convolvulaceae.